AUGUGUUUAUUCAGGUGGGUUCAACAGUGAAAUUUUGCCACGUCUUAGAUCCUGGGAGGAGAUGUUUCUGUGCUGCUGCUUGCUCCUCUGGAGGGAGCUUUCUCGUAGCCGCUGAGUUCACUUAGGAAUGUGUUUCUACAAAACUUUUUUUUUUUUUUUUUUUUUUUGGGGGGAAAAUUGAAACCAAGAGCGAAUUAUGGACUAAGCAAAAAUGAGAGACCCGUCAGCCUACCAACAAACAGGGUUAAAGCAUAAAGCACAAAAGAAAUCACGCAUUUGACGAAAGUGCAGCUGAGAUUUCCCUUUGCAUUUAGCACUGUCUGGGCUGACUGGAAGCACAUAGUUUUGGGACAGCCAGGAAGGGCAGCUGGCGGAGUUCCAGUGCUGGGACACUUACAGCAACACAGCAGCAAGAGCUCAUGUUAGGGUUGAAGUCUUUCUUUGAUGUAGUCAUCUCUCAAGUUUCUUUCUGAAAUGAAAGGGUACCGUUUUAUAGAUGCAAACAGAAGAGUGCAUGUGCAUAUGUGCUUGUGAUUCUUGCUUAUAGUUUUAUACGUACACUUCCGUAAGCUAUUUCAGAUGGGAGGUGGAACUCUGUAUCACCUGCACAUCAGUAUGCUGAACGGGUUGAUAUGGAUCUUGGCUUACAAGGGAAAAGUUUUUAACAUUUCACAAAUACUUAUGACUUUUACUUUCUCUCUCACUCUUCCUAAAUAUGUGUAUACAUAGUUUAUAAAAAUACGUGUGUGUAUAUAUAGAAUAAAAAACAAAUGCAUGCAUACAGAAGUACAUAACGUAUUUGGCACAUGCAGUUGUAAAUGAGGAAUACAUACUUCACAAAGUAUCUCUAACAGGGUUUAAAGUUAGUUUAAAAAUGGGUAUAGAAAAUUACAUAGUACAUUAGGACACAAUUAUUGAGCAAGUCCCUGCUGUUUGCUCUAACUUCAUAAUGCCAUCAAGAAUAUAUAUUAUUGUAAUAUUGUCCUCUGUGCUGCUAGGCAAAUAAGUGACGUAAACACCAUGUAAACAUGGUAAGUGAUGACUCCUGCCCAGUAUCCAUAGGUUGGCAUCAGUAAUUGCUGCGACAUUAAUCCCACACAGGAGCAACAGUAUACUCUUGUGCCUUGUCAGCUUUAUGAACAGGGGAGGGGGAAGGGAAAGAAUCUAUGCUCUUUGCAACAAUAAUAGAUUUUAAAAAUAAAAAAAAAUAUGUUCCUAGUGAUGCAGCUAGUGAUAAAACUGGGAAGAAUUCUAUCAGUUUUACUGUACCAUUGUAUCUGCUGAGACUGGUUUCAGUAGAAGUAAGUUUGGGAAUAUAGAGGCUGCAGGAAAGUUCAUUGACAAAAACUGAGAAACUCUGAAGUUUUUUUUCCAAUUACCCUUUUUUUCCCCCCUUCCUCUUUUUCCUAUCCCUGUUUAGGCUAAUAACCUUCCAAAAGCUAUUGCAGCAGCUCACACGUUUCUUCUGAAGCAUCCAGAUGAUGAAAUGAUGCAAAGAAAUAUGGCCUACUAUAAGAGCAUACCUGAUGCUGAGGAGCAUAUUAAAGACUUGGAGACAAAACCUUAUGAGAAUCUCUUUGUCAGGGCUGUGAGAGCAUACAACGGUGACAAUUGGAGAACGUCCAUCUCAGACAUGGAACUGGCUCUUCCUGAUUUCUUCAAAGCCUAUGAUGACUGUACAGCAGCCUGUGAAGGCUCCCGAGAGAUCAAAGAUUUUAAAGACUUCUAUCUCUCCAUUGCAGAUCAUUACAUUGAAGUCCUUGCAUGCAAAGUGCAGUGCGAGAGUAAUCUGACACCCAUUAUAGGAGGCUUUGUUGUUGAGAAAUUUGUGGCCACCAUGUACCAUUACUUGCAGUUUGCUUAUUAUAAAUUGAAUGACAUGAAGAAUGCAGCUUCUUGUGCUGCUAGUUACCUUCUGUUUGACCAGAAAGAUGAAGUAAUGAAACAGAACAUGGUCUAUUACCAGUACCACAAAGACAAAUGGGGACUUAAAGAAGAGGAUUUUCAGCCCAGAUCGGAGGCAGUUCGAUACCACAACAUAACCACACUCCAGUUGGAAAUGUAUGAAUUCGCAAAGAAGCAUCUGAUGGAUGAUGAUGAGGGUGAAGUUGUGGAAUUCCUUGACGAGCUGUUAGAAGUAGAGGAAAAGAAGGAAUCCUGAUGAGUGAAAGCACCACAAAGUAUUUUACAAAAGUGAAGACUCCCCAUUGCUCCUUACUAUUGUUUUUGGUCACCUGUAGUUCCAGUUAGAUAUACCUCAAAGCUGCUCCUUUAAGCUCCACCUUAUGUCACAAGAUCCACUCCUGAAAAAUCAUUUCCAUGCUGCACUGACUCUUCCGUGAGCAUGGCUUUUCACUGUACAUCUACAGAAUUGGUGCAUCUGGGUUUUCCUCUUGAGCUUUCUUUCCUUUACACAAACACAACAAAGCAGACUAUUUGUAUUUUCUGGGCUAACACUAAGGUUCCUCAUUUCAGUGCUGUUCUACUAAGUUAGGACAGUACAGCUAAAUUCCGAAGAACUUUUGUGAGAUUAUGAACAACGGAAGACAUAACAGUUCCUCUAGACUUUCUGAGCUAUGUAUUGUAUUAUUUAUAUAUGUCUUUUUCUGUGAUGAUGAAUAAAGUGAUACUGAAUCCCAGUGCAGCUGAAAGACGUUAAGAUACAUUUAAAUAGCUGAAAUAAGAUGAUUAACAAAGCACAACUAGUGAUCCUGUAAAAAUUGCUUAAAGAAUUCUGUAAGUCAUGUUGAUCUUUCUUAAAAACUAAAUGAAAUUCCAUGAUGUGAAACUGAGGUCACUUAGAACUGAAUAAUAAAUAAUUCCUUCUUCCUACC
Messenger RNA from Aptenodytes forsteri (emperor penguin), 2834 nucleotides. It is a transcript of the gene CRTAP, whose product is annotated as cartilage associated protein. Gene Ontology annotation, cellular component: endoplasmic reticulum. The coding region runs from base 1487 to 2161 and encodes 224 amino acids. Lineage: Eukaryota; Metazoa; Chordata; Aves; Sphenisciformes; Spheniscidae. The record is from RefSeq and is a predicted model, not a curated record. Gene Ontology annotation, molecular function: collagen binding; protein binding. The transcript is spliced from 6 exons. Gene Ontology annotation, biological process: peptidyl-proline hydroxylation to 3-hydroxy-L-proline; collagen fibril organization.